This is a messenger RNA of Gloeophyllum trabeum ATCC 11539, 1884 nucleotides long. Its product is annotated as DUF1295-domain-containing protein. The coding region runs from base 79 to 1146 and encodes 355 amino acids. The record is from RefSeq and is a predicted model, not a curated record. Gene Ontology annotation, cellular component: membrane. The transcript is spliced from 8 exons. Lineage: Eukaryota; Fungi; Basidiomycota; Agaricomycetes; Gloeophyllales; Gloeophyllaceae.
CGCCACGACUGCGACCACGCCGUGUAGCGCGACGAAGCUCGAAAUAUUCCUCGCCUCUGCCGACUAUAAUCUGCUAAAAUGCCGCCCGUACCGCUGGGCACGCUCCUCCGCAGAACGAUCCCGCCCACGUUCCGCUGGCCGCUGAAGUUCUGGACGUACACGACGCUGACGACCUAUAUCCUCUCUGUCCUCACCGGCAACGUUUCCCAGGUCGACCGUGUGUGGACGUUCUUGCCGACAAUAUACAGCGCGUACUAUGCGUUGCUGCCGCUGUGGCCGCACACUUCUCCGUUGCCGCUGUUCCCUUAUGUUCCGAGGGACACCCCGAGGCGGAUGGUGAUGGAUCCGAGUCCGAGGGCGCUGGUCAUGGUGGGCUUGCAGGUGAUAUGGAUGCUGCGACUAAGCUACAACACUUGGCGUCGCGGGCUCUUCAACAUCCAUGAGGAAGACUACCGCUGGCAAGUCCUGCGCGAGAAAAUCCCCAGAUGGCUCUUCCAAGUAAUCAACUUUACGUUCAUCGCCGUAAUCCAAAACAUCAUCCUCUUCCUCCUCGCCAUUCCCACGCACAUCGCCGCCUCGCAACCGCACGCCCCGCUCGCCACGUCGGACUACAUCCUCGGCGCGCUCGCGCUGCUCACCCUUGCAGUCGAGUUCACCGCGGACAACCAGCAGUUCUCGUUCCAGACGUUCAAGCGCACGGGGUUCCUGGAGAUGAAGGAGUGGCCGGGAGGCCGCAUCCGCUGGACGGAGGAGGACGUGAAGCGGGGGUUCGUGACGCGCGGGCUGUGGGCGUGGUCGCGGCACCCGAAUUUCUUGUGCGAGCAGACGUUCUGGAUUAUCAUGACCCUCUUCCCCCUCGUCGCCCCGGGGCGCCCCUCGCUCCCCUCGCUCCCGCCACACUCUAUCACGCCCUUCUGGCCGCUCACCCCUGCGAUCGUCCUCUGCCUGCUGUUCUUCUCUUCAACCCUCUUUACCGAGAGCAUCUCGCGGGGCAAGUACCCCGAGGCGUAUAGGGCGUACCAGAAUCGCGUGGCGAUGUUCGUGCCGGUGCUGACGCCGGUGUGGGGGCUGUUGUUGAAGCUCAGAGGGGAGAAGGAGCGGGUGGAUGCGAUGCUGUGGGGGCAGGAGGAGAAGAAGGAGCAGUGAGUAGGAAUAGUGAUAGGAGGGUGGAUCUAUUUUGGCGAUGUUAGCUUGGCAUUGAGCGUUGAGUGUACGUAGUAUAUCUUGUUGUAUUGUGCAAAAGGUUGUCAUUAGGGUGAUUGAAUACACGUCGUCACUAUGCAAAGCCAUACUUUUGCUGUGCAGUGUUAGUGUCUUGUCAGAUGUGCAAGUGUGCGGGACCUCGUGGAUUAUGUUGAUUGCUGUUCUCCCGGAUUGCCAACGGUUGGUAACACAGCUCCUUGGGGUUUCGGUAUUGUCACGUCCUCUGCGUUCACUGCGCGGAUGGAGUCGAUACCGAGCUCGUACGGCCCCUCCACACCGCUAUUCCCGCCUAGCAAGGAUAUGCCUAUCGACCUAACCUUAUCCCGCGCCAUCGUCAUCUCCUUACUCGCCACCUCCCCGGCGUUGGUGAGUACAAAGUCGUCGAACGGAAUGUAGAGGUCCUCCCAGGCGCCGUCGUCGCGGUUGAAGAAGAGGCGGUGCUGCCAGAUGUCGGUCGUGAUGGGCCCGUCCAUCUGGAGGUUGACGUAGUAGGAGUGCCGGGUGCGCGGGUCGCCCGCGGCGCGCACGCGCAGGGCGAGGUACUCGUGGAAGGUGACGUCCUCGGUGAUCUCACCGAAGAGCGUCGGUCUUGUUCCGGAACCCCGCGUACCCGCCGCGCACGCGCCCCUCGAGCUCCUUCCGCACCGCGAGGCGCAUGUCGCCCCAGAACUUCCCCGUCGG